AUGGUGAAGUACGACAGUGAGGGGCUCUUCUCCUCCGACUGGACCGACGCUGUGCUGGGAAUCCGGGGGGAAAGCUUGUCGGUCGAGAAGAAGGGAUGCGCCCUGGAAGGCAACUGCAUCUGCUCUAGCAAUAAACACUGCGCGCCAAAGAAGGGGUACUUCUGCCGCCGUGGGCUUGUUUACAAAGAAGCUAGGGUUUGCCGGAAGUCCGGGAAGCACAACGCCACCAUUAUGCACGCGGAGCUAUGA
This is a messenger RNA of Spirodela intermedia, 249 nucleotides long. Lineage: Eukaryota; Viridiplantae; Streptophyta; Magnoliopsida; Alismatales; Araceae. The record is from the annotation of a GenBank genome assembly.